UCGGAGCGCCACAUGAAUCGUAAUGCAUCUGAUACCGCUACGUAAAUUUAAAUUCUAUCUCUGCUUCGUGCGGCCAGUCAAAAUGUAGAAGUCCUUACUGCCGGACCAAUUAGAUUUAGUUUCGAAAUGAACGUUCCAACUUGAAGUUUUAACAAAGUUUCAGUUGAUGUGUGAAAAGUUCAGUUGUUCAGUGUGUCUGAUGUUUGUGACUGGGGUACAGAGCUGGAAUGUUUUUGUGGUUGUUUGUUAUUUAUACAGCUGUUGGAGUUGAAGGAAUAAAAUGGGACGCUCCGACACCAUACGAUCCUGUAUGGUUGGCGAGCGUCCAGCAGUACUCCGUAGUUCCAGCACUGAACGAGUCCAGGUUCUGGAUGGGUUGGGUUUCCGAGUCGGAUGUUCAGUUCAGAUUAUUCACAAGGAGUAAUCCAUAUGAUUACCAAGUAAUCAAUAUUAACGACACGGCUUCUCUACGGAACUCCAAUUUCGAUUUUUACAAGAAAAUCAAGGUAUUGACUCAUGGGUGGGUCAAUAAUGGAUACAGCCCUAUGCCGGAAUCAAUCAAGGAAGCUUACCUUAAUGUUAGUGAUGUGAACAUCAUUGUAGUAGAUUGGAGUAAUGCAGCAAAUGUUAAUUAUAUACUGGCUAGUUAUAACGUCGCCAUGGUGGGGAGACUGCUUACCGAGUUCCUCAACUUUCUUAUCCGGGAAGGUGUCUCCAUGAAUGAUGUCCACCUUAUAGGGCACAGUCUCGGAGCCCAUGUGUCGGGUAUCGCCGGUGCUCAUGUCAAAAGAGGCCCGAUAUAUUCUAUAACAGGUUUAGAUCCGGCCUUACCACUCUUCACAUUUGGCAAUAAAGACGCGAGACUGGACAAACAUGACGCAAGGCAUGUAGAAGUUAUACAUACUUGUGGUGGCUACCUUGGUUUUGCGUCGCCAUUAGGACAUAUUGACUUUUAUCCAAAUGGUGGUACACGGCAGCCUGGUUGUGGAUUCGAUUAUAGAGGACUCUGCGCCCAUAAUCGAGCCCACAUGUUCUUUGCCGAGUCCAUAAUUUCCGACGUGCCCUUCACCGGGGUCCGGUGUGAGAGUUACGACGAGCUCUAUUACCACGGCUCCUGUAAGGGCACCGGGGAGACGUUAAUCAUGGGCGGUUUCGACGUACAUUUCGGGAAAGAUGGAAUUUACUACCUCAAAACGAACGCUGACAAACCCUACGCAAUUGGGGACCCGGUGUGAAAUACGAUGAAAUAUUAAUCUCCGACAGUGCCAACUUCGCCUAUAAAUUAAAAUUUCAAAGGAAUUAUUUUGGGGAAGUAAAAAGUGGUCCAUUUGAAGAUAUUCUAAGGGAAUUUUUUUUAACUUAUUAAAUAAGAGUUUUCAUGCCCUUAAUAUUAUUGAUGCAUUUAACUUUAGUAUAAAAAUAAUUUA
Molecule: messenger RNA, 1427 nt
Organism: Galleria mellonella (greater wax moth)
Lineage: Eukaryota; Metazoa; Arthropoda; Insecta; Lepidoptera; Pyralidae
Product: pancreatic lipase-related protein 2-like
Exons: 7
Coding region: 228-1235 (335 amino acids)
Biological process (GO): lipid metabolic process
Molecular function (GO): triacylglycerol lipase activity
Source: RefSeq, a predicted model, not a curated record